This is a messenger RNA of Trichophyton rubrum CBS 118892, 1213 nucleotides long. RefSeq lists its product as uncharacterized. Bases 219 to 746 code for a protein of 175 amino acids. The transcript has 2 exons. Gene Ontology annotation, cellular component: UDP-N-acetylglucosamine transferase complex; extrinsic component of endoplasmic reticulum membrane. Gene Ontology annotation, biological process: dolichol-linked oligosaccharide biosynthetic process. Gene Ontology annotation, molecular function: hexosyltransferase activity. The record is from RefSeq and is a predicted model, not a curated record. NCBI's taxonomy places the organism in Eukaryota, Fungi, Ascomycota, Eurotiomycetes, Onygenales, Arthrodermataceae.
AGUUGAAGGCGGCGACGAUGGUGAUGAUGAAUGACGAUGAUGACGGUGAUGACAAGAAGACAGAGGGCAGCUUUGAGGUGAAGGGUUAUAUAGAGAAGCAGGUUGGAUGCUCUUCCCUGAAAGUCUUUUGGUCCGCGGUGGAAGAUGCCAUCCUCGCUCUUCUACCUAGCCUGCUGAGAAAUACCUGCAUGAACGGCUUAUAUUGAUUGAAUACCAACAUGGCACAGGGGAGAGAAGAGCAGCCAGGGAGCCGGCCAAAGAAGACAUGUUUUGUCACAGUAGGUGCUACGGCAUCUUUUAAUGCCAUGAUUCGAGAGAUCCUUCAUCUGGAUUUUCUGGCUGCUCUCAAGGUAAACAAUUACACCAAUCUAACCAUCCAGUACGGCCGGCAUGGAGACGAACUAUUCCGCUCUUUCGUCAAGGACAAUGAAAAUGAAGUACUUCAUAAUUAUGGGCUGACCCUGACCGGCUUCGACUUCAAUAUAAACGGCCUCAAGGAUGAGAUGUGCGCUGCCAAAGCAAAUCCAAGCACCAAUACAGCCGAGGGCCUUGUCAUCAGCCAUGCAGGGUCUGGGACUAUAUUGGAGGUGCUGAGGCUUGGUCUGCCUCUCAUGGUGGUGCCAAAUCCAGCAUUGAUGCACAACCAUCAGGCAGAGCUUGCAACGGAGUUAGCUUCCGCAAAUUAUGUAGUUCACGGGAAGCUUGGGUAUGGAUUUCCCUUGAGAAAAAAAUCGGCCUUGAAAUAGAAGCUCUAACAUUGUACAUAGGAGACUUGCUGGUGCUCUCCAUGAAGCAGAGAAGCUCCGCGAAAAGAUCCAUUCAUGGCCUCCCAAGCGUGAAGGCACAGAUUCUAAGGGGUUAGCUUGGGUGAUGGAAGAUGAGCUUGGAUUCCUCGAUUAAGAGUGAACAGUUGGAAUUCUCCCUUGAUUGAUUUGGACGGGCUAGUUAUCUCCAAAAACUGCCCGUGGAAGAAUAUUUUAUAUUAUUGAGUCGGAUUUUGAUGCCCCUGAAUCAGCUGGCAUCCUGAUCCUUUUUGCAUUAUAUACUCCGGAUUCAUCCAUCACUACCGCAUUUUCUCGUAUCCCAUGUAUAUACACACAUGUAAACAACAGGCUCGAUCUCUCUAAAGCCGCCUUUCAUCAUGUCAACAGUGUAACCUGCAGUUAGAGCAAGGACCCCGGAAAGCCGCAUCCAGCUGGGGGGCGCCGAAGCC